Molecule: messenger RNA, 556 nt
Organism: Daucus carota subsp. sativus
Lineage: Eukaryota; Viridiplantae; Streptophyta; Magnoliopsida; Apiales; Apiaceae
Product: DET1- and DDB1-associated protein 1-like
Exons: 4
Coding region: 81-383 (100 amino acids)
Biological process (GO): positive regulation of proteasomal ubiquitin-dependent protein catabolic process
Cellular component (GO): Cul4-RING E3 ubiquitin ligase complex
Source: RefSeq, a predicted model, not a curated record
CGGUUACUCUACUUCUACUGCUGCUAGUUGCUGCUUGGUGUAUAUCUAAUAGUGGCAUUGUCACUUCUCUGAUCCACGCGAUGGGGUCAAUUCUCGGUGACUUGCCCUCUUACGACCCCCAUAAUUUCAGUCAAAUUCGACCCUCAGAUCCUUCAAAAUCAUCCAAAAUGACGCCUGUCACUUACCAUCCUACUCAUGAUCGGACGCUUCCACCGCCUGACCAAGUGAUCUCUUCUGAAGCAAAAAAUAUACUUUUGAGGCACUUCUAUGCGCGCUCUGAAGAGAAGCUGAGAUCAAAGAGAGGUGCUUCUGAGACUGAGAGUCUGACACCAGAGCAAGUCCGAAAACAUCCCAGAUCUUCUACGUCCGAUGCUCGUCUCUAAUGUUUUUCAUUCCACCUGAGUAAAGUAGUUUUCUCUUGCACCCAUUGUACAUAUUGUCAUCGAUGUAUAGAAGUGUGUGCUGAGAGCUAAGAGAUUACAUGCUUGCUUCCUUUUGUAAUAUAUGUUGUAAAAUAUAACUAGGUAUGUACAUUUCGAUAAAGAGUUCUUUUUCA